UGCAAGAGACCACAAUGAUCGGAAGACUGGCUGUUUUGGUUCUUAGUACAGUGUACCUGAUUCAGACCACAGAUGUUCCUCACCAGGUCUCUGUGACUUUGGUUGAACUUGGUGGAAAUGUUACUUUGGAAUGUACAGUUUCUGAGAAGGAAGUCCAAUUCUCUUACUGGUACAAGCAGCCUCUUGGAUAUACGGUCCAAACAGUUGCUAAAGGAACUUUGACUCAACAAACACUCAGUUCGCAAUUUAACAACCCACGUUUCGAAGUCACAAAGGAGAAGACUCAGUAUUUUCUUACCAUCAGAAAUAUCAUCAAAGAGGAUGAAGCAACAUACUUCUGUCUCAGUGGAUCAGUGUAUUCACACAUUUUUGUUAAAGGAAUCUUCCUGGCAGUAAAAGGUCAUAAUGAGCAGAAAUCUCUCUACGUGAAACAAAGUCCGGAGACUGAGUCGGUCCAGCCGGGCGGCUCAGUGACUCUCCAGUGUUCACUUCUCUCUAAGAACAAAGAGAACAGAGUCCAGUGUCCAGGUGAACACAGUGUGCACUGGUUCAGAUCUGGAUCAGGAGAAUCUCAUCCAAACAUCAUUUACACUCACAGUGAUAAACAAGAAGAAAGAAGUUGUGACUACAGUCUGUCAAAAACUAUCCAGAACUCCUCUGAUACUGGGACUUACUACUGUGCUGUGGUCACAUGUGGAGAGAUCCUGUUUGGUGAAGGAACCAAAGUGGAGACAAGAUCAAAACUGGAACUAGUUGUCAUCGUGCUUGGAGUCCUGUUGGCCUGCUGUGUGACUGUGAUUGUCCUCCUUAUUUUGUACGUAAAACAAAGGAGAGUUUGUCAACAUUGCAAAGCAGCGACAAGUGCCGCCGGUAAUCCUGGACAUGACAAGUCGACAGUGGAUCAAUCAACCGACCUGGAUGUUGACGGAGAUGCAGUUAACUAUGCAGCACUGAAUUACUCCACGAGGAAAGUGAAAAGAGUGAAAAAAAGAGAGUCUCCAUCAGAGUGUGUGUACUCUGCUGUGCGAGCAGACUACCACACACAGCUCCACCUGUAGGCGGAGCAAGGCCUGCAUGUGAAAUGAACCCCCACAUGUCUCCAUCGGGUUGGACUUUGCGCAGCUUUGCUUUUUGUUUAUAACAAAUGCCAUGAAGUUCAUUUUUCUUCUAUUUUGGUUUUAAAUAAGUGCUUCCUACUUAAAUAUUUUAAGGGAAUAGGGGGGAUGAGUACAAUUGCAGUUACUAGUUUCCUCAAGCUGACAUUUCUAGCUUAGUCUUGUAGACACAUGAAAAAAAAUCUAGCUACUCAACUAUAUUCACCAAAGUGAAAGCAAUGCAGAUUUUUCUUUCUUCUCUUUUGUGCCCCCUACAGGCUAUUCUGAUAUUCACACCAACCCCACUGAACUGAAUAAGUUCACAGUAAUUCACAGUAAGAAUGACUUCUGAAUGGAGAUCAUUGGAAAAGACCGAGCGUGUUUUAGUCACUGACGUAGUUUGCUCAAUUCUGAAGAAUGUUCAUAGCAGUUUCAUAAAGUUUAAGUGGUCAAACAAUGAUGACAUAGAGAAAAAGUAAAAAUGCAUGAACUUUAUUAUACAUAAACAAAAAAUAAAAAUAAAUGCUCCGUUAUUUGUGGUCUCUGUUUGUAAACAAAAAUAGCUGCAUGAUCACGCCAAAUAUUUUACUUUUUACAAUUUUUGUAAUGUCAUUGUGACUGCAGUAGCAUUUCCUGUAAUGCAUUUCAUCAACAAGCGCCACAACAGUUAUGAUGAAAACAAUUAAACACUCCAGUUGUGACUACACAUGGCCACGUUACACAUUCAAUUUCACCCACAUCAUAGUUAGAAUUAAUUACCACUUUUGGUAGAACUCUUAUUUUAAAAAUCCUUCAUCACGGUAAAGACGACAAGGUAAAAGACUAAAAAUAACCCAAGUUGACAAAGACAGAAAGUGUGUGUGACAGUAAAGUUUCAGUGUGACGACAUCCUAAACGGAUGACAGGCCUUCGACUUAUGCUGUGCUUAUCACAGUUUCAAAAACUUUAAGUCCAACAUACAUAAUGCAACAGUAGCGAUGUAAUUAACAGUUUAAAUUCAACCAACUAGUUUUAAAUGUAAGCAUAAGAACAAAACAUUAAAUCAAUAUAUACAUCAUAUGCACAACACUAUAAUAGCCACAUAAAACAGCCUUUACCUUUAAAAAAAGAGAACAUCAGCUAUCACUUAUGGUACCAACUGAUGUUAAACAGUCCACCCUCAUGCUAAUCCAACCCAAAAGCCUUGACAGCAGAAUAGAUCCUCUCCCUCUCCGCUGCUUUUGCGUCCCUCGUUCCAUCACUGCCAGUUUUCAUCACGGUAAAGACGACAGUAGAAUAAAUCCAUCUGUCUUCAUUUCUCUGAAGAAAUGUAUUGAA
Messenger RNA from Anoplopoma fimbria (sablefish), 2411 nucleotides. RefSeq lists its product as uncharacterized. Bases 15 to 1058 code for a protein of 347 amino acids. NCBI's taxonomy places the organism in Eukaryota, Metazoa, Chordata, Actinopteri, Perciformes, Anoplopomatidae. The transcript is spliced from 6 exons. The record is from RefSeq and is a predicted model, not a curated record. Gene Ontology annotation, biological process: response to bacterium.